Messenger RNA from Raphanus sativus (radish), 1906 nucleotides. RefSeq lists its product as uncharacterized. Lineage: Eukaryota; Viridiplantae; Streptophyta; Magnoliopsida; Brassicales; Brassicaceae. Gene Ontology annotation, molecular function: protein binding. The transcript is spliced from 18 exons. The record is from RefSeq and is a predicted model, not a curated record. The coding region runs from base 186 to 1646 and encodes 486 amino acids.
AGGGCUUAUAGGCUUGGAGAGAGCAUAAACACGUAGUGGAUGGAUAUUCAAAUCCGUGGUCGCUAACGAACGAACGAACGACGCACAAGUGUCCACGACGCUACUCUCUCUGUUGCUUCUCCCCUCUUCAAUUCAAUCUAUCUUCUGUUAUCACAAAUCUACAGGUUUCUUGAUCUAUUAGCUCGAUGUCGAACCAAGAAUCUCUUCCGGCAUUCACUUUGUUCGGUUUGGAUGAUGUCGAAAACUAUGGUCUGGUCAGUGAAGCUGACAAUUCAUUGCCUUUGGACAUACACAAUCAAGUGUUUCAACUUGUAGAGAAGGGAAACGAUGCAUUCAAAGAAUCUCGCUUUGAAGAGGCGAUUAGCAAUUAUUCAAAAGCCAAUUCUGUUAAGCCUCUUGACCCUGUUGUUCUGAGCAAUCGAAGUGCUGCUUAUAUAAGAUUUGGCCAAUAUCUGAAGCAGAGAUCUGCAUCCAUUUCUGAAUAUAGACCUCUCAACGGUUUUGAUAUGUCUAUGCUUGGUGAACUUGCUCUUAAGGAUGCUGAUAAGGUGAUGAAUAUUCAGAGCAGUUCAGUGAAGUCAUAUAUAACAAAGGCGUGUGCCCUCAUGUUGCUAGAAAGAUAUGAGGUAGCACGUGACACUAUCCUCUCAGGUCUACAGAUUGAUCCCUUUAGCGAUCCUCUCCGAUCCAAUCUUCAAGAACUGGAGAAGGUUAUGCCUGCUUUGACGAGAAACUCUCAUGGAAAGGCUGAGCGGUCUGAUGACUUUGAUUGCACUGUUUGCCUGAAAUUGCUGUAUGAACCUGCUACAACUCCUUGCGGUCAUACAUUCUGCCGAUCAUGCCUUUUCCAGUCCAUGGAUCGUGGCAACAAAUGUCCACUAUGUCGAACUGUCAUUUUCAUGACUCCAAGAACAUGCGCUGUCAGUGUGACACUGAAUAACAUCAUACAAAAGAACUUUCCAGAGGAGUAUGGUGAAAGGAAAUCAGAGCAGGACACUCUGGUUCACUUGGGCAAUGAAAGUAUGCCUCUUUUUGUCAUGGAUGUCAUCAUCCCCUGUCAGAAGUUGUCUCUUCACAUAUUUGAACCUAGAUACCGACUAAUGGUGAGAAGAAUAAUGGAGGGAAACCAUCGGAUGGGAAUGGUAGCUCUUGAUUCUGCGACAGGUUCACCAGUGGAUGUUGCUUGCGAAGUCGAAAUCACAGAGUGUGAUCCACUCCCAGAUGGACGUUUCGUCCUGGAGCUGGAAAGCCAUAGAAGGUGCCGCAUUGUAAAAGCUUGGGAUCAAGAUGGGUAUCGUGUUGCAGAGGUUGAAUGGGUGACAGAUAUACCACCACAAAGCGACCAAGACAAAGCAGAUCUGCGGGAACUGACGACUAGUGCAGCAUCAUUUGCUCGGUCAUGGCUAGAGAGAGCAAAGGAAGCAGCUAGACAUGGAGACAGAAGACGACUUGAAACACUUUUAAUUGUUGAAUCUAUGGUACCUUCCCCUCAAGAUCCCGAGCGCUUCAGUUUCUGGCUUGCGACAUUGACAGAUAGGAGACCUUCAGAAAGAUUGGAACUACUUCGACUUCAAGAUACUGGAGAGAGAAUAAGGCGUGGGUUGAUAUAUCUUCGGUCAGUAGAACGAGGAUGCAGAAUGCAAUGAAACCGGCUCCUUAUACCCGAUCACAACUGAGAGAUUAAACUUGGGAUCUGUUUAUAAGGAAGUUGACAAAAAAAAAUUUGAUUCAUUAAAGGAAUACGUAAGAUAUAUGAUCCUUUGGAGGAUCAUAUUAUCAUAUAUCAUUGGACGAGCCAUUGUCGUAGAUUUUGCUUGCGAGUGUAUUGAAAACCAAAUUAAAUAUUGUUCAUGAUGUUGCAACUGCAGAACAAAUAAGAUUGCAAAUACAACAUACAUUUGGGUAA